Molecule: messenger RNA, 1383 nt
Organism: Microthlaspi erraticum
Lineage: Eukaryota; Viridiplantae; Streptophyta; Magnoliopsida; Brassicales; Brassicaceae
Source: the annotation of a GenBank genome assembly
AUGAAACAGAGGAGGAGUUCCUUAUCAAUCCUCUUCUGUUUCGUCCUCGUGAGCUUCUUCGGUGUUGCCUCUGUCUCAGCACAAACAUGCAAACAAAGCCGUUAUUAUUUCACACCGAACGAUACAUACGACGCAAACCGCCGUCUAAUCCUCUCUUCUCUUCCUUCCAAGACCGCUUCUCAAGAUGGCUUCUACUACGGAUCUAUCGGACAAGAGCCGAACCGUGUCUUCGCAGCAGGGAUGUGCGUCCCACGAGCAGAAGCAAACGACUGUUCUGCUUGUAUCAAGGGUGCUUUAGACUGGUUAUUACUAGACUGUACUAACCAGACAGAAGCGUAUUAUUGGGCACUUGAUCCAACGAAUUGCCUUGUCCGCUACUCCAACAUUUCUUUCUCAGGAUCCUCAGCUUUCUGGGAUAUUACGCCGAGAUAUAUUGUCUUUCAGACAGCAGAUAUCAGCUCAAAUCUAACAGAGUUCAAGAUUAUAUGGUAUGGUUUAAUUGAUCGUAUGAUUUCAGCAGUCUCCAAAGCAAGAAGCAACUCAUCGUCCAGUGAUAACUAUUACACAACUGAUGAUGCGCUCUUGAAAGAUUUUCAGAAGAUAUACGCAUUGAUGCAAUGCACGCCAGAUAUUUCUCCUAGUGAGUGUGAAAGCUGUCUGCGACAUAGCGUUACUGACUACCAGAAAUACUAUGGGAACAAGACAGGAGGUUAUGUUAUGCGGCCAAUCUGCUUUUUCCGGUGGCAGGAUUUUACAUUCUCCAAGGCUUUUGGUAGAAAUACGUUGGCUCCUCCUCCUACUUCACGUUCUCCUCCGCUUCAACGUCAACCACCUUCUGCAGGCGACCGAGCCAUGAACACAGACAAAAAUAGUAGAAAAUUUUCAUGGGGAGGAAUAGUAGCUCUUGCUGUUCUUGCUUUAGUUGCCCUCAUCAUCAUUUUAGGGGUGCUUGCCUGGAGAUUUGAGGUAUUUUGCUGGAGGAGAAAAUCAUAUACAGAAGUUGAACUUAAUCAAACUGGUAUUACCACUGUACGCAUCCGCAAAUACAGCUUCGAGGCGAUCAAAGCUGCAACAGAUACAUUUUCAGAUAAAAACAAACUCGGCCGUGGUGGAUUCGGUGAAGUUUACAAGGGUGUGUUGCCUGAUAAAAGAGAAGUUGCAGUGAAGAGGUUGUUUAGACGAUCAAGACAAGGUGAGAAAGAGUUCAAGAACGAGGUUGUUGUUGUUGCGAAACUUCAGCAUAACAACCUCGUUAGAAUUCUAGGGUUUUCUGUCAAAGGAGAUGAAAAGAUACUUGUCUACGAGUUUGUGCCCAACAAGAGUCUCGACUUCUUCCUCUUUGACCCUACAAAUCAAGGGCAGUUAGAUUGGGCAACACGGUAA